AUGACUGGUAUUCAACAAGGUCAAAUCAUUCAAAUUUUUAAAGAAAAUAAAAAAAUAAUAUUUGAACCUUAUGAUGAAUUCGAAUGGUUUUUAUUUAAUGGAAAUGAAAUGGUUGUUUUGAGGAAAGGAGGAAUUAUUAGUAUUGCUGAUGAUAAAACACCUCCUUCCCCAUUAAUGAAAUUAAAUGAAUUUAAAGACAUUUCAAUUUAUUCAUACAAAGAAAUUUUUGUUGUUGUCGUUAAACAAAGUAACACUGUUGAAUGUUUUAUUUUUCAUAAUUUAAGACAAAAUAGGUUGAAACCUUUAUAUAAUGUAAAAGCUAUUACUAUGAAACAAAAUUGUUUAUUUGUAUUAAAAGAAGAUGGUGAAUUAUUUUCUAUUGAUUGUUUCAUUGAAGGAAAGUCAAUGUCUUAUCAUUUUAACUUAAAAGAUAUUGGACUUAAAGAACAAGACUUAGAAGGUAAUGUAAAAAUGGAAGUAAAAGAUAAUCUUUUAGAAUAUUGGAUUAUAAAUAAGAAUGGAAUUAGAAUAUGUCAGAUUAAUGGUGCUUUUCCUUUUCGUCAAGAAAAUUUUAUUGAAGAAAUGGAACAUCUUUAUGACCCUAAGGAUUUUCAAUUAAUUGGAGAGAAUGAUGAAAUUGAUGAUGAAUAUAUUCCUUAUUCUAUUCAAACAUAUCUUCAGGAUUAUGUCACAUUAUCAAUACAAUAUUCAAAUAAACCUAAGGGAGAGUGGAUUGACAUGAACAGCCAAAUAGAAAAUGUUGAUAUUGAUAAUAGAAUAAUUCAAGUUAUUACACCAAAUAACAAACAUCAAUUAAUUAAUUUAAACACUCAUAAUAUGACUAUGGAAUGUGAAAAUUUAUUAUAUUUAAAAGGAGAUAAAUUCAAAUUUAUAGUAAUUGAAAAUACUCAAACUAUUCUAUAUUAUAUUAAAUCAAUAGACAUUCUACACCCUCUUGUGGUGUGUGGGUUUGAUUAUAUAAUCAAACAACUAAAACAGUUAAACAACAUUUCAAUUAAUUUUACUACUAAGUUAUUAUCAAGUAUUAAUAGAGAAAAUGAUGAGGAUAUUAAUGAAUGUAUUAACCAAGCAUCUUAUCAAGAACUUAUAGAUAGUAUUAACAUUAUUGAACAAAGUAUUGGAACAGGAGAUUCUCUUAGUAUUAUUGUUAAAAGAGCAUUAGAAUUAGGAACAAUAAUAAUGAAACGAAUCAUUAAAGAAGAUAAAACAAAAAUAUAUGAUAAAAAGAUUCAGAAUUUUAUUAGAAAGAUAAUUGAUAGUAAAUGUCCAAUAAGAAAACGAUUUAAUGAGGAAAAUCAAGAAGAAAAAAGAUAUGAAAAACCAAUUAUUCAAAUAAAUAAUAAAAUAAGUGAUAUUGGAAAAGAACAAAUGAUACAAAUGUUAUAUUCUCUUAAAAUAAAAGAGGCUAUUAAAAUGGGAUUAAUAAGUGGAUAUGAAAAUAUUUGUGAAGAAUUAGAAAUCAUUAAACAAAAUACAUGUAAUACAUUAAUAUUAAAAGGGUGUAUACUUGCAUUAAAAGAGUGUGGAAUUAAUGUUGAUGAAUUGUUUAUGUUAUUUGAUAAAAAGGUUCCUAGUAUUGGAUUAUUUAAAGAACAACAUAUUAAUGUUGUUGAGUGUAUUAAACAAAUAAUUUUAAGACGUAAAGCAAUUAUUGCUGAGAAUGAAAAUACAAGAAUUGAAUUACAAAAAAUUAAAGAAAAUAAAAUGAAUGAAUUAAAUGAAAUUAUGGAAGAGAAAACACAGUAUUUAGAUGAGUUGUCAGAAAAUGGAAAUGGUUCUAAUAACGAAAUAACUGAAAAACUUAAUUCAAUGAAUUUAAUAAUUCAAACAUUACAAGAAGAUAUAGAAGAAAUUGCAAAACAAAUUAAAUUAAUUAUUCCAUUAAAAAUUGAAGCAUUAGAAUUACCACAACUACCAGAGUAUUAUGUCAAUUGUAAAGAAGAGUUGUUAUGUCCAUUAGGAUGUAUUGAAAAAAAUGACCUACAAGAUAUUAUGAUGGAAAUGAGAAUUAUUCCAUUAUCUAAUGAAUUUAAAAAUAAACAUUUUCCUUGUGUUGAAUAUCAAAAAAGAUCUUUUGAACAUUUUUUCACUCCAACCACUUCUAUUGAAUAUAUUCCAUUCUAUGAACUUUGUUUAGAUCAUAUUAAACCUCUUAAUGAAUGGAUGAUGGAAAUGGAAGAUAUAAAUACAAAAGAAUGUAUUAAAUUUGAUGAAGAAGAACUCAUGAAAAAUAUAAAGAAUAUUACUUCAAUAUCAAAUAAUGAAAAUAUUAAUAUCAUUGAUUUAUACAAAAUUAAAUAUCAAUAUCAUCCAUCAGGCAAAUAUAAUAUAUCAUAUCAACAAAUAAAACCAUUUGAAAUAAAUACUUUACCAUUAAAAGAAUGUAUUCAAAAUAAAGACAUUAUAACUUGCUUUAUUUAUUCUUAUACUUACAAAAAAACUAAUCAAUUACUUGAAGCUCUUAAUAAUUUACCAAUUACAACUGAAACAAUAAUAUUAGAAGAAAUAUUAACUCAUUCUUAUAAUAAAAGAAAAGAACAAUACAAAUUACCAUUGAAUUACCCAUCUCAUAGUUCUUUGUUAUCUGAUGAAUUCCAAGUAUAUGGAUUUUUUAAUAAUAAACAACUUCCUGAACAAUUUUACAAAGAUUUAUUCAAAAGAACUAUACCAGAAAUAUUAUAUUUCUUUGAUAUGAAUCAAUUAGAUAUUCCUUCCAAUGAUGAAUCACCACAAAUAUACCAUCUUUCUAUAACUCAAAACUAUCAUAAAGAAUAUCCACUUUUAUUAGAUAUUUGGGAUUCAAUACCAUUAGAAGAAUAUUUAAAAGAUUUUGGAAUAAUAGGAGAAGUUGUUUCAAAGUAUCAUUUAGAAAAAAUACCAUCACAACUUUUUUGUGAAUUUAUUAGAUGUGUUUAUCACAGAACAAGGGAUAUUGCAAAAAUAAAAGCAACAAUUAUAAAUAAAUUAAUUACAGAAAAUCCAGAACUUAUGCAACCAUUAAAAAAUAUUAUUGAAGAAUGUAGUAAUAUACUAGACACUGAAGAUUUACUUCCUUUAGGAGAGUAUUGUCAAAUGAUUAAAGGAUUAAAUAAAAAUUCAAUUCUUAUUAAAGCUGAAAUAGAAUGUAUUAAACAAGGAAUAAAUAGAAAUGAAAUAAAAACAACGAAAGAUAUUAUUCAAUUUUUAUUAGAAAAGAACAAUAAAUUACUUGAUGAAUUAAUUAUAUUAUGUAAUGACGAAGAACAAUUUUAUGCAUUAUUUGAAAAGAAUUAUAGAAAAAUGAAGAAAAGUGAAAUAACAUUAUAUCCUAUUAAUAUAUUAAAUGAAAUGAAAGGUAUUAAACAAAAUUAUAAUGAAAUUUAUAUUGACACUCAUACUACUCAACAAUGGAAAUUAUAUAUUGAAGAAAUUAAACAAUUUAAAGGAGAUAAGAGUUAUAUUAUUAAACAUUUUAAAUGUUGUUGUGAAUUAAUACAUAAACAUAAAGAAUGUGCUGUAGAACAACUUUGUUCUAUUCUUUAUUUAUUAUAUAAUGAACUAUUUAAAAUAACAUUAAAUCAAGUAUAUAAGUUAGAAGCAGAAAAAUAUAAUCAUAAUUCUUUUAACGAUUGUCUUGUUGUUUUAGGAAUUGAUGGACAUUCUUAUGUAAAAAAAGUAUUAAGAAUUGCUAUGAAUGGAUCAAUGACAAAAGACUUAUUUAAUUUAUCAUCAACAAAACUUGGAAGAAUGAGUGUUACUGUUGGAAGUUUUAAUGGGCAAAAAAAUAUUUUUAUUGAAAAAGAAAGUGAUAGAAAUGAAUUUACUCAAGCAAUGGAAAAUAUUAAAUCAUACAAACAUACUUCAGCUAGAAUUCAAUUAUUUCAUGAUAUUAUGAGAGACUUUCCAAUUAGAAGAGACAUUAUUGACAUGGCAUUAACAAAUUAUAAUGCUGCUAUAUUAAAAUUAUUUAAUCAAUUCCUUCAAAAAGAAUUUUUAGAAAUGUUAGAUGAUACAGAAAAAUGGGACGCUUUAUUUAAGUAUAUUAGAGUACUUAAAUAUGUUGAAAUGGUUGAGGAUGAAUCUAUUAUUCAAUUAAUUUUACUUAUUUUAUUUAAAGCAUCAAAUGAAAUUAAUAUAAUUAAAAUUCAUGGAUGGUCAACAACACUUGUUAAUGAAAUUGUUGGAAUGUUUAAUGAUAAUAAAAUGAUUGCAAGAGAAGUUCUUAAGUUAAUGAGUAAUGUUCAUGAUCUUCAUUUAAUAUCAGAAUUACUUGUAUUUGUAAUAUAUGCUGCUAGAAAAUCAAAUGAUGGAAUAUGUAUUAAACAAGCUAUUCAAAUAUGUGUAAGUCAUAUUGAUGGAUUUAUUAAUAAUGAUGUAUCUGAUAUAAUAAGACUAUUAUCAAGAACUGAUACAUUUAAUGAUGUUCUUAUAAAUAAAGAAAAUAUUUAUUCAUACCUUCUUAAAAAAAUGAUAAACGGUAAAUUAUCAUUUAAAAAUUUAAUUCCAAACAAUGAUUCUAAACUUAAUCCAGUAAAUAUUUUCUUCUUUAGUGAUGCAUUAAACCAAAUUAUUUAUGAAAAUUCUUUAAACGUAUGGUUAAAAAAUAAAAAUGAAAUAGUUGAUUGUUUUAUGUAUAUCCAAGAAUUUGAACAAGCAGCUCAUUUUCAAUAUUUAGUUGGAAUUACUUAUAUUGAAAAACUUGUUGAUCAAAUUAAAGAAAAUACUGAAUUCCCUGAAGGAAUGAAUGAAAUUUUAUCAAUUUCAUUAGAAUGUUUUGCUGGUUCACUAGCAUUUUUCUCAACUACAUUAAAUAAUGUUUGGGCAAAUAAAUGUACAAAACAGAUAUUAUGUAUUGUUCUUCAAAUGGUUUAUAAUAAUGUUCAAAUUAUUGGGUUAGAUCCAUUAGAAUCAAAAGAAUUACUUUGCUAUUUUAAUAACUUUGAAGAUGCUAAUAUCUUUGCUCAAGUUUAUGACUUAAAUGAGACAUCAAAGUGGGCAGCUGCAUUAAUGCAACAAUGUGUAAUAAUGGGUAAUUUAGAGUAUUUCAAAGAAUGGGCAGAAUAUUAUGAAAUGGAUAAUAGAACUUAUGAAACAUUAAUAGAAUUUAUGCAAAGUGAUAAACGUCUAUUAAAUAAAGAAAGAUGGGAAAAAUUAUUUGAUAUGAUCAACUCAAUAUUCCCACAAAUGUCAAAAGAAACAAGACAUGAAAAAACAAUUGUUGAACGUAUUAGACAAACACCAUUAAAAUUACAUCUUUUUAUUCAAUAG
Molecule: messenger RNA, 5268 nt
Organism: Entamoeba nuttalli P19
Lineage: Eukaryota; Evosea; Mastigamoebida; Endamoebidae
Exons: 1
Coding region: 1-5268 (1755 amino acids)
Cellular component (GO): cytoplasm
Source: RefSeq, a predicted model, not a curated record